AUGGAGGGCCCCAUAGUGAACACGAAGCUUGCAGCGCUCCCCAUCAUCAGCGUCGAACCAUUCCUGCAGCCCGGCCACCAUGGCAGACUGUCGGCUGCAGCCGCUCUCCACGCCGCCUGCACGGAGUACGGCUUCUUCUACCUCGACAUCUCGUCGCACAUAGAUCCGUCCGAGCCAGAGGAACUCACCCGCCUCGCACGCGAGUUCUUUGCUCUGCCAGAAGAAGAGAAGGACAAGAUAUCUAUCGCGAACGAGGACGGGGUGAGAGGGUACCAGAGGCUGAAGGAGAACGUCACGAAUGGCAAGGCGGACAACCAUGAAGCCAUCGACUUCUUCAAGCCCGUCGAGAAAGCGGACAAGACGAAGACGCUCUGGGGAGAGAACCAGUGGCCGAGCAUCCCUGGGUUCAGGGAGAAUUAUGAGGUGUGGAUCGAGAAGAUGAAGAACCUGGGCAUGGUUGUGAUGGAAGCGAUGGCUACUGGACUUGGUGUGACACCGGAGGAGUGGGCUGAGCUGCAGAGCAAGGUCGACGACAGUUUCUGGGUCAUGAGAAUAAUAGGAUACCCUCCCCUCCCCAAUGAUCAUGACGGCUUCUCUUGCGGAGCACACAAGGACUACGGCUGCUUGACCUUCCUGUACGCAGACCCCACCCCUGGGGCCUUGCAGGUGUACCUCAACGAUCCCGGUCUCGUAGUGAAGGAAGAUGGCAGAACCCCCGUCCAGCGCGUCGAAGACGGCGGGCGGUGGAUCAAUGCCGACCCCAUCCCCGGUUGCGUCGUCUGCAACAUCGGAGAAAUGUGGGAAGUCUGGACGAACGGCCUGUACAAGAGCACACUCCACCGGGUCGUCCACAGGGGAUCCAACUAUCGGGUCUCGAUCCCAUUCUUCUUCGAGGCGAAUUUCGACGCCCGUGUAGAACCGCUGCCUGCUGCACGACGUAUCCAGGACGAUGAUCGUGCCGUUGGAAAGGCCACGGAGCCGAUCAAGGUGUACGAGCCGGUCGUGUAUGGAGACUUCCUCCUCAAAAAGCUCUCAGGCAACUACGCUACCAGCCCUGGCAAGGGAAGAUACGAUACAAACUGA
Molecule: messenger RNA, 1083 nt
Organism: Dichomitus squalens LYAD-421 SS1
Lineage: Eukaryota; Fungi; Basidiomycota; Agaricomycetes; Polyporales; Polyporaceae
Product: Clavaminate synthase-like protein
Exons: 7
Coding region: 1-1083 (360 amino acids)
Molecular function (GO): dioxygenase activity
Source: RefSeq, a predicted model, not a curated record